Molecule: messenger RNA, 2070 nt
Organism: Acanthosepion pharaonis
Lineage: Eukaryota; Metazoa; Mollusca; Cephalopoda; Sepiida; Sepiidae
Source: the annotation of a GenBank genome assembly
AUGGAGGCAGAAGACAACGAAUAUAGUGAGCCUGUUGAAAAAACUAGCAGUACUUCUCGGCAACCGCAGAAUGAGGAUUUCAAGAAUUUUGACAUCGUCAGAGCCACACAGUAUGGUGCAUACGAAAGAUGCCGUGAACUUAUUGAAGCAGAUUAUGAUGUCAACACAUUGGACAAAGAAAAUGUCAGUCUUCUACAUUGGGCAGCUAUCAAUAACAGAACAGACAUCGUCAAAUAUUACCUUCUCAAAGGAGCCAUCAUUGAUAAAUUUGGAGGAGACCUAAAUUCUACCCCUUUGCACUGGGCCACCAGGCAAGGUCACCUGACCAUGGUUGUGGUGCUUAUGUCUUAUGGUGCUGAUCCUUCCUUGAGGGAUGGUGAAGGUUGCAGUUGUAUUCAUUUGGCUGCCCAAUUUGGCCACACAGCUAUAGUGGCCUAUUUGAUAGCCAAAGGCCAAGAUGUUGACAUGUUAGAUAAGAGUGGAAUGACCCCUCUUAUGUGGGCUGCAUACCGAGUCUUCAGCCACGAUCCUGCCCGCUUACUGCUAACAUUUGGUGCCAGUUUAAAUAUCACAGACAAAUCCAAGAAGAAUUCUCCAUUGCACUGGGCCUGCCAGUAUGGAAACCAUGUUGUUAUUAAGAUCUUAGUGGAAGCUGGGGCCAAUAUGGAAGCUGUAAAUGCCAAGGGAGAAACUGCCUUAGACAUUGCUAUGUCUUUAAGGAAUGGUUCUAUUAUCCGAUGGUUACGCAAUGCUCGUGCUGAACGGGGCAUUGGUCAUAAACACUGCUUACAAGCACUGACAGCCAAAAAGUCGGUGCGUGACACAGUGAUGAGCGUCUUCCCUUUUGUUGCUCUCUUUGUGUUGGGUUUCAUUCCAGAACUUUCUCUCAAGUGGUACUACAAAUUACUUCUCUACCUUGUCACGGCUGGAGUUGCAAAACUCACAAUAGAACUAUUUUUUGACAAUAAUGUUAGUGUGGUCGUUCCCAAGUACGUGUCCCUGGCCACACUUUUCUGGUUGUAUGCCACGUGGUUCACUUACCUGUUGCCUUAUUUUCCAACACACAAAGUUCCAUGUGUGUUUGGUAUUUUCACUGCUGUUAUGUCAUAUAAUUUAUGGAAGAGUUGGCGCUCCGAUCCUGGUUUUAUUUCUGCUACUCAAGAAGAAAAGUAUCAGACAAUUUUAGAAUUUGCAGAGUUGCAGUCGAUCAGCAUGAAUCAGUUUUGCAGCACAUGUGUUGUGAAGCGUCCAAUUCGUUCAAAACAUUGUUCUGUUUGUAAUAAAUGUGUUGCCAAGAUGGACCACCAUUGCCCUUGGGUUGAUAACUGUGUCGGGGCAUUGAACCACAAAUAUUUCCUUGGGUUUCUGGUUUUUGUGCUUGGAACCUUGAUUAUUUAUCUCCAUAGUUGUGCUCUCUUCUGGGCCCACAAUUGUCCGUGGGAUUUUUACGAAGAAGGAAUCACUGGCAUCAUCACAAAAAUCUUCACAACGUCUCCCUGGGUUGGUUGGACAGCCAUCAAUGCCUUGGGGCACAGCAUUUGGGUGACACCUGUCUUAGUGUGUCAAUUGUACCAGAUCAUGUGGCUUGGCAUGACAACCAACGAACGAGUUAACAUGGCCCGUUACAAACACUUUCACCACACGAAACAAGAAAAUGGCAAAAUUGAGUACAGAAGUCCGUUCCACCGUGGAUGUAUCAAGAAUCUCAUUGAUGUGCUUGGAUGGAGUUGUUGUGGUCUUUUCCGGCCGCAGACUUGUGACUGGCGAAAAAUCACGGACUUUGUUGGAGAUCCACCCAAGAUGUACACUCGAAAAGCCAAUUCUCUCCACAGCAGCAGCUCUCCCACGUCUUCCCACUUCUCAUCUGUCCACCCCCGAAUCUCCCUUCUUUUGUCUUGUCUCGUAACUCUUCUUCUCCACAUCAUCACCAUUGAUAGAUCGGAAGAUAUGCAUUCUGAAGAUGCAGUCAAAAUUUGCUGUUUAGGGAGAGAGGUAAUUUCCUCUCUCCAUUCAUUCAAGUAUGGGCUUCAGAAAUCCUUCAGUAUCUCAUUCGGUAGAGUCUCUCCUUAA